Messenger RNA from Misgurnus anguillicaudatus (oriental weatherfish), 2306 nucleotides. The record is from RefSeq and is a predicted model, not a curated record. Lineage: Eukaryota; Metazoa; Chordata; Actinopteri; Cypriniformes; Cobitidae.
UCGUAUUUCUGAAUAAAUAUACUAUGAUCCACAAAUAAAUAUAGAGAGUUUCAUAAAUAUUUUUUAAAUCCACAAAUGCACAAUAAGCGAACCAUAAAUAUAUGUUAGACAUUUCAUAAAAAGGAAGGAAAUUCACAAAUAAAUAAAAUGGGAUUUGCAAAUGAAUUUUUUUUAUAAAUAUAUAUUUGUAUUUUAUUUGUAUGUGAAUGGCUUCCUGCGCAUUUGUGGAUUGCUUUCUGUGCAUUUGUGAAUCGCUGCACACAUUUGUGGAUCGCUUUCUGUGCAUUUGUGAAUUGCUGCACUCAUUUGUGGAUCGCGUUCUGUGCAUUUGUGGAUUUGAAACAUUUCUAACGUCAAGACGUGCACAAGAAUCCACAAAUAGGUGGACUCCGCCCACCGUCUACUCCAGCCAAUCAGACAACAAGCACACUGUGCUGACCAAUCGUGGCACGAUCUCCCUUCAACCAAUCAUAGAGUCUUUUCUAGAAACAUUGUGCAAAAGACCCAGACGGAGGAGGACUUUUAUUAUGACAGCGAGUAUCGCUCACUCAAAGCAAUGGCGGAAAAGCGCUAGUUUUGUACAAGUGUCUCGCUGUGUGAGGCAUGAAUCGUGUUGUUGUGGAGACAAUAGCACAAGAUUGUUACGCGGUGUGUUCAUGUGCGUCAUUAGAGAGCAUACCCUCAUCCUGUGCAGAGCUUCAUUAAAGGACUACUACCAAUAUUCACCAUUACCUUCAUCAACGACUGCUCUGCUAUCCAAGUUGUGCCUCUCAUUCAGAGUUCUGUGCGGUGUUACAGAUGAUCAACAAAAUGCCCUCUGGAAGGUCCUGAGCGGGGAAUUCUCUGAAGAAAAGGAUGCAUUUGUGUUCAUAUUUCAAGUUCAAGAGGAUAUUGAAUUUUUUUGUCAUACUGUGUUAAUGAACAAGGCCUGAAGGUCAAUGCCAUGUUUCUCAAUCAGCAAUUGCAGUAGACAGGAGUGAAUGAAUGAAAUGUGUAAUGAACUCAUUUAUUUAUGAAUCAAUAAUUUGAAGGAAUAAAUAAGCUAAUUCUUUGUGUAAGCUUAGAUGCAGACAUUUGUUAGAGUGUGCUGAAAUAAGUAGUACAGAUUUAUAUAGAACACAAUAUCUUAAGUAAAUUAAAUAUUAAAUGUAAACAAACACACACACACACAUCUGUAAUUUCUAAAUGGGGUGUACAUUUAAUUUUAAGUUAAGCCAAGCCAGAUUUAUUUAUAUAGUGUUUUUUUACAAAGUUGCAUUGCUUCAAAAACCAGGGAAAUUACUAAAUUAAUAGUAAAUAUAAUGGGUUAUAUAGUAUUAUUCCGAACUAUAGAUUAUAAUCUAAUAAAACAGUAUUUUGUUCUUCAACUAUUGAUAAUUUAGUCAAAUAAUAUAAAUAAUCAGGAACAGACCAAACUAUACAAGCCUUUCCAAUUUCCACCUCACAUUAAAAUGGAACCUUAAAAGGAUUAAAAUUACCUGAGAACAGGAGUUUGAUAUUACAUAAGGGAUUAGCAAAAUUGAAACCAAGACGUCUUUAAGAUUGUAGCCGAAUUAUUUCAAGAAAGGCUAUAUGCUAUAUUAACAGAAUUUACAAAAUGCUAAACUUAGUUACUAUUAGCCAGGAAACAAACCAACACGGCAACAGAAGGAACCAAAAUGCCACGUGUGAAGUAAACUACUGCUAAAAACCGGUUUUAAUCAAAUUAAUUUGACAAAUAUUAACCUUGACAUACCUUACCACAAAGUGUAUUAAGAGAAUCCCUAGUAAAGAAUUAUUGACAACUGUCAACAGUGCCCGUUCCUCAAUCGGAAGGCUGCAGCCUCCGGAGGUUGCAUAUGCAGGCUGCAUAAGUCAUCACGUCUGGUUAAUUUAAGUUAACUGAGCAUUACAUCCGCAAAUCAUAAGCAUUUUACAACAAUUAACGACUAACUAAGAAUAAUAGUCAACUUUAUAAUAGUUAAUUUUCUAAAAUGAUGAUGUAUGCAGCAUACAAAAGAUUGCCUGAUGAAAUUCAACUGUGUUCCCGACCUAACAGUAAAACAAAAUGUGAUUGGUUGGAGGGAAAUCUUGCCAGGAUUGGUCAGCACAGUGUGCUUGUUGUCUGAUUGGCUGUAGUAGACGGUGGGCGGAGUCCCCCUAUUUGUGGAUUCUUGUGCACGUCUUGACGUGAGAAAUGUUUCAAAUCCACAAAUGCACAGAACGCGAUCCACAAAUGAGUGCAGCAAUUCACAAAUGCACAGAAAGCGAUCCACAAAUGUGUGCAGCGAUUCACAAAUGCACAGAAAGCGAUCCACAAAUGCGCA